Parascedosporium putredinis is the source of this 1263-nucleotide messenger RNA. Lineage: Eukaryota; Fungi; Ascomycota; Sordariomycetes; Microascales; Microascaceae. The record is from the annotation of a GenBank genome assembly.
AUGCCCGCCUAUCAACCUGACGGCAACGACUCGAUUUACAAUUCUGCUCCUCACAUCAUCAACCUCGACCCUGGUCGACUCGGCCUCGUCUCCGAUAAGCACAUCUCCCUUGAUGGGUCAGACAUCCAAUCUGCCGCCCGGCCCGACACAACCAAUGCCAGCUUCGACGACACGUCUUCGUCUACGGCGUCAUCCUCUUCUCGCUCCGACUUGUCCGACGCCAGUCUGCCCCGGCCUAUGAACGGCAACAGCAUUCGGACACGUCAAACGAGUAUGACAUCAAUAACCAAUGGCCAGGCUGUUCAGCCUGGCUUCUCGGCCGAUCACUCGAAGCCCCUGGCGAAUGGAACAGCAACCUUAGCCGACAGGACCAUGCCCUCGACUGCCCAUCACCAACAGCCUCGUGCGAUGCACCCUAAUCACGAGAAUAGGGCCUCGAUGCGGACCGACGAGGACGACACCGAGCUCGAGACCACCCCGACCUUGGCACAGCGGCAUACCCUGGAAGUUCCUAGGAAACAGCCACGGGGCUCGCGAGAUGGAGCCGACGCUGCAUUUGCCAGCGGCCGCUUUUCUCCUACCAUGUCUACUGGUCCCGGUCCUGCCGCCUCCGUGCGUAGAGCCUCGCUGAGCCUGGCCCGACGAGCCACCCGAUCGAUUCAGUCCGACUUGCCCCGAGACGAGAUAGCCCCGGAUGAGGAUGCCCUCCACUGGGCUGAAGUGUAUCGGCAAAGGCGCGCCAGCAAGAAGAGGAGGAGAGAAGAGGAAGACGACGAUAAAGUUUUGGUCGGAACCAAGGUCGACGAGCACCAUGUGAACUGGGUUACCGCCUACAACAUGUUGACGGGUAUCCGAGUAUCGGUCUCGCGAACUAAUGCAAAGCUCGACAGGGAACUGACCGACGCCGAUUUUCAGGCCAAGCAAAAGUCGACCUUUGAUAUACUCGAUCCGGCCGACUACCUCAUGUCUCUCACUGGAAAGUACAUCCUCUCCGAGCUUGGCUCCCCAGGGAAGAGCGGCAGCUUUUUCUACUUUUCUCGCGACUACAAAUACAUCAUCAAGACGAUCCACCACGCCGAGCAUAAAUUUUUACGAAAGAUUCUCAAGGACUAUUACCAGCAUGUCCGCGAGAAUCCAAACACUCUGCUGUCCCAGUUUUACGGCUUGCACCGCGUUAAAAUGCCGUACGGAAAGAAGAUCCAUUUCGUCGUCAUGAACAACCUCUUCCCCCUCACCGCGACAUCCACCAAACCUACGAUCUGA